Messenger RNA from Kluyveromyces marxianus DMKU3-1042, 972 nucleotides. It is a transcript of the gene SOL1, whose product is annotated as Sol1p. Gene Ontology annotation, molecular function: 6-phosphogluconolactonase activity. Lineage: Eukaryota; Fungi; Ascomycota; Saccharomycetes; Saccharomycetales; Saccharomycetaceae. The transcript has a single exon. Gene Ontology annotation, biological process: pentose-phosphate shunt; carbohydrate metabolic process. The record is from RefSeq and is a predicted model, not a curated record. The coding region runs from base 1 to 972 and encodes 323 amino acids.
AUGACGACCACAGUACCCAAGAUCUUUGCCUUUCCAGAAUUUGCGGGUGUUGCUGAGGCAGUAGCAGACCAUGUUGUGCAUUCACAGAACAUGGCGCUCAAGGAUAUCGCUACUGGGCCAUCCAGUGCCAGGCAGUCCAGCACACACAUUUCCAACCAGAGCCAGGGCAGUGUAAGAAGCGCUACUUCAAUGCAAAAGGUUCCUUCUACAAGAAGCAUACGUAAUAACAGCAGCGGAGGCGGAUCAUCUGGUGGGAAAUUGAAAAAGCCUAAGGAACGCCGCUUCAAGAUUGCGAUCUCUGGUGGUUCUCUAAUCCAGGUGCUACAUGAAGGGUUGCUCAAGAGGACAGAUGUUCAGUGGGGUAAGUGGGAUAUUUAUUUUGCAGACGAGCGUUUAGUUCCUUUCGAAUCAAAUGAGAGCAAUUACGGACAGGCCAAAAGACAUAUCUUCGACUUAAUUGAUACUGAGAAGUAUGGAACACCAAGAAUUUUCCACAUAGAUGAAUCGCUUAUAAACGAUGCACAAGAAUGUGCAGAUCAUUACGAAAAAAUUUUGAUUAAAGAAUUUGCGGGUAGAGACAGUGUAAAAUUACCAAUGUUCGACCUUUUCCUUUUAGGUUGUGCGCCAGACGGUCAUAUUGCAUCUUUGUUCCCCAACUUCCAGGAAAAUUUACGUGAGAAAUUCGCUUGGGUUGUUCCUGUAGAAAAUGCUCCAAGUGGGCCCUCUAAUAGAAUAUCGCUAACCAUUCCUGUUAUCUGCCAUUCGCAUCAAGUUACCUUCGUCGUGGAGGGUGCCACAAAGGCGCCAGUUAUUAAAACUAUUAUGGAAAGACCAGAAAAGGGACUACCUAGUAGUAUUGUCAAUGAAGGAGCCGCUGGACGUGUUGCGUGGUUUGUUGAUGAUGAUGCAUUGAGUGAUGUUUUAGUAACCAAGAAAAAAUACAAGUUUCUAAUUACAGAUGAUAACAAUUGA